Molecule: messenger RNA, 204 nt
Organism: Entrophospora sp. SA101
Lineage: Eukaryota; Fungi; Glomeromycota; Glomeromycetes; Entrophosporales; Entrophosporaceae
Source: the annotation of a GenBank genome assembly
AUGGGUGUUUUAUCAGGAACAGAAAUCAAAAAAUAUUUGGAUGAAAAAAAACUCAAGGUUGAACCAAAUAAUGAUACUUUUAUUGGAACAGCAAGUAUAGAUUUAACGCUUGGCAAUGAAUUUAGAUAUUUUAUUCAUAGUAACGGUCCAGUGCAAAUUAACAAUUCAGCAAGAGCAAAUGAUUAUCAAAAUUUUUCUAGUCCA